Molecule: messenger RNA, 2240 nt
Organism: Drosophila bipectinata
Lineage: Eukaryota; Metazoa; Arthropoda; Insecta; Diptera; Drosophilidae
Product: nose resistant to fluoxetine protein 6
Molecular function (GO): acyltransferase activity, transferring groups other than amino-acyl groups
Source: RefSeq, a predicted model, not a curated record
AUGCAGCGACCGCUGAGGCUUAGGUGGUGCGCAGGUGUUGUUGUGGUAUUUGAUUCGGGUGAGCCCACGGCAAUUUGGGUGACGAAAGUGCCAAGAGUCUUUGAAACUCAAUCAAUUAGAGAGUGCAUUACGAUCGGGGGAGCUGAUUGGAUUCAUCCCACGAUGAUGCUACAAAUCGUGGCUUUAGCGGCGGUUAUAUCGGCUGCGCAAUCUUUUCAAUUGAACAUGACGCAGUUCUAUGAGAUGCCGCCGCUGUACGACUUGGAUGACUACGAUCGAUGCCUUCAGGAGUUUAAUGGCCAGUCCUCCACCUACUGCUUUGUCAGGGCGGAAGUCCAGCCGGACGAGUCCGCUUCCUCCUGGCGGGCUAUAACAGAGAUCUCGCAGUACGAUCGCCAUCACUUCGAUCACCGGCAGCUCUACUUUGGUCUCUGCCUGCGAGAGUGCGAGGACUCGCUAUCCGAGCUGAAUGAAGACGAGCUGGAGGCCCUUCAAGCUGGUCUCCUAACGGACAACCCCAAGGUGAACGUGUAUUUGGACUUGUUCUCGGCGGAAACCGCUAACCGCCAACGGCACCAGCGACUCACCAAUGUCUGUCUAAAUUGGCGGUUGCAGCGCCGGGGAUUUGGUGUCUUGGCCAAGAGCGUUGCGGAGUAUUGCAACGAGGCGGGACAGCAUGUGGAGGAUGAUGCCUGGAACCUUAGCUUUUAUGGUAUCUUGGGUGCCCUUCUGGUUUUGGCCUGCCUGGGCAGCCUGGUGGACCUUCUUCUGAAGCGACGACGUCACGACAAGAUGCUCAAGGAACGCGAUCAUUACAAGACCCCACCCAAGAGCACUGCCCAACAAGUCCUGCUAACCUUUUCGGUGGCCCGGAACUGGUAUCGUUUGAACCAGGAACCCACUGGCAAGAUCGGACGCGAGCUGCGGUUCCUCGACUGCUUCAAGUUCUUUGCCAUGUUCAUGGUCAUCUUCGCGCACACCAACUGGGUGAUCUACGAGAGCGCCAUCAGCAACCCGCAGGACCCGGAGCGUCUGCUCCACACCGCAGCAGGCACCCUCCUGGUCUCCGGGUCUCUAAUAACAGUUACGUUUUUUGUGAUCAGUGGCCUGCUUCUGACCAUCAAUUGGCUAGCGGUGUCCCGCACAGUGGAGUCUAAGAAGGAACACUGGAGUGUUGGGCAGUAUGCUUUGGUCUUUCUGAAGUUCAAUGUGUUCCGGUACAUCCGCCUGACAGUCCCUUACGCCUUUGUCCUGCUGAUGAGCGGAGUGUAUUUUGAAAAUGCCGGAGGUCCUCUAUGGCGGCACAUAUUCGAGCGGGAGCAGUUGUCCUGUCGCCGCAACUGGUGGACGAAUCUCCUGUACAUCAACAACUUUGUGCGCACGGAUGAGAGGUGCCUGCUUCAGGGCUGGUACUUGGCGGCGGAUACGCACUCCUUUGUGCUGAGUCUGAUCCUGCUCAUGGUGGGUCAUCGCUUCGCCAAAUGGAGCAAGCACCUUUAUGCGGGAAUUCUCGCCACUUUUGUGGCUAUUCCAAUGGUGCUCACCUACGUCAUGGACUACUACCCCAUCUUUAUACCAACACCACAAACCCAAAAGGACUCAUUUAUCGGAGAUCGCCAGUUUACGGAAUUCUACACUUCAUCCGUGAUGAACUUUGGCUCCUACUUCUGUGGCGUUUUGGCAGCCUUGGUCUACGAUCAACUGGCCCUGAAGCAAUAUAAGCUCCGAGAGCUGAAGAGUUUCCAGCUUCUUUGGUUUGCCCUCAUCCCAGUGGGUAUUCUGUGGCUGUUCAGCGCUCAUCCCAUCUUCCAGCACUACUAUGUGGCUCCGUCCGCCAUUUGGGGAGCCAUUUAUGCCGGUCUGCAGCGGAAUCUCUGGGGCUUUGGUUUGGGCAUCUUCAUUGUGGGCAUGGCCAGCAAAGUGGGAUGGAUCUUUCGGAAGUUCGCCUGUCUGCCAAUUUUCCGUAUUCUAGGGCGCCUUACCUACGGAGCCUUCAUUGUACAUCUCCUGGUGGCCCGAAUAGUCCUGGCCACUGUGAGGGAACCCAUCUACUUUGGCACUGGCAUGAUGUUCGCGUUUAUCUUUUUCACGGUGACCAUGUCCUAUCUGUGCUCCUUCCUCCUGGCCAUCUUCCUGGAGCUGCCCGUCUCCUCGUUUCUCAAGCUCAUGCGAUAGCUGAAUGUCUCAACUUACAGCCCACUUACAAUUAAUUUAAUUUAAUAAGAAGUCCUAACUUAAAU